Dioszegia hungarica is the source of this 1890-nucleotide messenger RNA. RefSeq names its product senescence-associated protein-domain-containing protein. Gene Ontology annotation, cellular component: plasma membrane. The coding region runs from base 1 to 1890 and encodes 629 amino acids. NCBI's taxonomy places the organism in Eukaryota, Fungi, Basidiomycota, Tremellomycetes, Tremellales, Bulleribasidiaceae. The transcript is spliced from 6 exons. The record is from RefSeq and is a predicted model, not a curated record. Gene Ontology annotation, biological process: cell division.
AUGUCAAGGAGACAGUCACUAGGGCCCACAUCGGGCACGGCCACGCCAACAAGUACCGAAGCCAACGGCUUCUUGCUGCUCACGAUCCAGCACGCGGUGGUCAAGCAGGUAUGGGAGGACGACACUAUGGUGCUUGCCCAGGGCGAGAUGAGGCUGGAGUGCAUCUCACUCCCGAUCCCUGGCGAUAUCGGAAAACAGACCGCCAAUCCCUUUGCUCCCUCCCCCUCUGACCCUGCUGUACCAACGCACGACUUCUGGCUCGUCCUCAACGUAUCGACAUUCGAGUCUCCUCUCAUCCCUACCCAAUUUUGGACACCCCUCCCCAAGUCCCUAGAGGGAAUCAGCUACUCGUUCCCCUCGCAAACCGUCCCUACCGCUCGCAUCGUCGUCACCCUCCCUCUACCCGGCAGUACCGCCGAGCUGGAAGAUCUCGACUCCCUCGAGGUACUCUUGAGGCAGUAUGGAUGUCUCGGCGCGGAAAUCACCGCAUUGACAGAUAUCGAGGCGCCGCAUAUGGGCAUGAAUGCCGGUCCGGCGUCGCAGGAUAUGCGGGGUCGGUUGGUGCUCAUCAAUGAGGACAGCGGGGAGGUGGUCGGCGAGCUGGAUCAGAAGCUGGAUAUACAGGAGGAUAAGCGGAUCGCGCAGGGUGAUAAGGACAAGCCGGUGAUGCUGGACUUUGGCGGAGAGGUGGAUGGGUACGCGCCGCAGGUCAUUGUCAAGACGGUACCUCAAGAGGAGAUGGACGAUUGGAUCUUGAAGGGUGCGCACUACAUGAGCAAGGGCAUUCUCGGCUUUGGAGCGUGGUCGUCCAAGAACAUGCAGACCGGCGCGGACCGCUUCAUCCGCAACACCAAAGCUGCGGAGAAGCCGGUGCACUUCUCACCGACAACAAAGGCGGGUAUCCGGAUGACGCACAACGCGUCCGUCAAGACGGUCAAGGUGGCCAAGACGACUCUGGGCAAGAUCAACGACGCCCUGUCCGUGGUCGCUGAAAAAGCCUAUACUACCACCGUCGAGCCGGCUGUGGAUUAUUACCAGACCAACAGCAAGAUCCGGAAAUCCUUCAGCUCUGAUCGCAAGCCGUCACCUCCACCAGUCCCCCCUCGGUUGCCCGCCAACUCUUCCUCGCCUAUGUCGGAGAAGCAGGCGUAUGGGUCAGCCGCUGCGCCGCCGCCCUACCGCCAGCCUAGUCCGCUCAGUAGCGGAACGUCCACACCGAACAAGCCACCUGUCCCGCCCAAGCCAGCGGGACUUGCGCUUGAUACACGGCUAUCGCAGUUGGUCUCGGAAACCAAGCCGGCAGCAAACAUGUCGCUCACGCCCGAGAGCGCGCAGGCCAGUCCGGACACACACACACCCUCAUCCGCGUCGAGCGCAAAGAAGCGGCCGUUCCUGAACCGGCUCUUGCUCGCUGGCGAGGUCGUCCUUACCUCCCUCGAGGCCACGGCGCAGGACCUCAUCACCAACGGAACCACCGCCGCAUCCACUGCUGCCGGCCACAAAUUUGGUCCGGAAGCUGGACACGCUACAGCCCUCCUCGGCGGAUCAGUUCGGAACGUCGCGGUCGUCUAUAUCGACGUGAGGGGUAUUGGGCGGAAAGCGCUCUUGACGGGAACAGCCAAAGGGUUCGUCAAGGCACGGCUGAAGAAUGGGGAGACUGUCCAGAUCCAGGCUGGCGGAGUACAGGGUCCGGAUGGCGUGGCGGUGGAUGCGGGCGAGGCGGAGAUUGCGCCUGGAGGGCAGGGGACGGUAGUGGUUGGGAUGCCGCAGGUGGGGACUGGAUCGGGCGUGGCGGCUGUACAGGGCGCCCACGGUGGGGGAGGGCGGCAGGGGAUGACUUCGGUGGAUAGGGAGACGCUGGAGAUCACCAGCUGCACAGCACUGGCGUAG